UUGCCCUCCAAAACUGAACCUUGACUUAAACUGUUAUAUUGUUUGCGUUCUGGCCAUGUUCCUCCAACAAUAUGGUUGUAUGCUGGCAUUAUACUAACUGUCCUAAGGACUAUGAAUUCCUGCCAUGAUGAAUUACAACCACAAUGAGGGUAAGUGUGCAUUUUUGUUCUGCAUUCAUGUUGUUUAAAGGUACUAACACUUGAAUGCAUGCUUUUUCACUGAGUCAUAUUGCUCCUCCUGCUUAGACUAGUGAGUAGUUUUUAGGAUAGUACGUUUGGUUGGCAUGUCCGCAGGAAAUAAUUCAAUUAAAUUUUAAUUAAUUCAUUAACAGUUAAGAUGGUCUCAAGGCACUUUACAGAACCACUCCCUCUUAACAUUAGAUGAAUUCAUAUACAUAACAGGAUAAAAUAUAUUGACAUGCAAGCAGCAUAUGUGCUUGAUGCAUACAUGAUUCCAAAGAACACGGCUUACAGUGUGCUCAUGGUUACUAUUAGAGGGAUAGGUAGAGAAAAAUAAUAUGGCAAUGUCAAUAAUGGCAUACAUUUAUAUUAUAAGUAUAUAGGUUUGUUACACAGUAUGUAAUUGUACCAUAAACAUUUGUAAAAUUAUGAUAAGCAGGAGAAAGAAACAUAUGGCUGUUUGAGUUCCUACUAACACCAACACUAUACUACUAACAUAUAUUGUGAAUUUUGAAAUGACUGAUGAUUUUGUCUGUUAUAGUUCCAUCUGCGGCACUGUCCAAACCAACUCCUGAUACAACUGCUGAAUUGCAGGCAUCACCAGUUGAUGCUCCAGCCUCUCCAAGCCUAAAGAGGAAGACACCUGUGCCCCUUCCAGCAGAACUGACGUUCCUAGUGAAGGAGACAACAGCAGAAAAGCUUAAGGCAAUGCCAGAACUCUGCACAAGUGCUGCUGUCACCUCUGCACGCAAAGUGCUUGCCUUUGAGGAGAGUAGUGAAAAUGUUCCCUCAGCUCAGCCACCUGUUCCUGUUCUCCUGCCUGUGCAUGACCAUGACAUGAGCAGCUGGAGCUGUUCUCAACACCAGAAGCUGUGGAUGAGGAUGGAGCUUCAGGAUCUCGGGCUGUGGCCUGGGUCUCGUUCAGUGCGUAACCCAGGGAACACAAUUUCACUGUGGCGUCUUCCUCCACAACCUGAGCUUGUCGAUAUGGCGUCCGAACUCCCAUCCCCUAACUUCUUCCAGCUACACCCAUUUUUCAUCUGGAAACCGGAGAGUCACAUCAUGGUCAGGUUGAGAAACACUUACAUCCUGCCUUGUCUGCAUGGAUGUCCUCAUCCACAGGUGGUCUCUGCAGGAGUGGGCAGGCCUAGGGUGAUUGUUGGCACCAGUGGUCAGUAUUACAUCUUGUCCUCACGACUCUGCUGCAAGGCCUGUCAGAAGAACUGGUUUGCUGACAAUCCACGAUGGCUUGAGAAGCUGCCCAAGCGGUUUACCAACAUUCUGCCUGCAUUCCUGACCUACAAGAAGGCCAUCUGCAAAUCUGUGAUGGAUGAGCUGAGGCGCACUGGCAAGUCACCAACCGAUAUGGCAAACCAGGUGAAUGAGCUCAUGCACCUCAAGUAUGAGCGAGCUCACCUGGCAUACCUGCAUGCCAUAGAAAGCGUCAGGGAUGCUGAGGCUGGCAUAUAUGGACAGAGGACCAUUGGGCAGUUCCUGAGGAAGGAAAACACUCCACGUGCUUUCGGGUCAUAUGAUGAUCAAGAUGGCUGGUAUGGAGGUUCUGUGUCCAGCUUCUACCUGACUGACUGCCUACUAGAUGAGUACAAACGUCAAGAGCCAGCCAUGUCCAAACUCCUUCAGGGCACUUUUGGGCGGGUCUUCAGGUCUGACCACACCAGGAAAGUUGCAAGAAAAGUAACGCUGGCAUCUGGGGUCAUGUCCAGUUAUGCAAUCAUGAAUGAGAACUGGCUGAUUGUUUCCUGGGUGAUGGUUCAGUCUGAGACCGAGAGGUCCUUGGAGCCAAUGUACCAGGGACUGGCCAAGAGGUACGGCGAUGCUGGAGUGGAAAAGGCAGGCUUCCACUGGAUGGACAGGGAUUGCUGUGCUCCAUUUAAGAUCCCAGACUGCAUCCCUGGUGAACAUCUAAACUGGGAUGCCUGGAAGACUACCCCUUCCAUUGUUGCUGGGGCCACCUCUGGACCGCUGGAGAACACCUGUGCCUCACGGUCACAUUUCAGUAAUAACAUUGUGGUGAAGCUGGACUUGUUCCACUGCCUGAGGCGUUUUUCACGGGAGUGCACCUCUGAGCAUCACCCUCUUUUUAGCACUUUCUGCCAGCUCCUCUCCGCAGCCUUCUCUGUGGUGGAUCAGGAGGACCUAGGGAGGCUCCAGGAUGCCUAUCGGUUCUGUGGUAUCCAUCCAGCCAAUCCCACCAAACAGCACAUACGGGAGCACUGCAGGACCAAAGUACCACAACCCACAGAGCUGCUAGACAGAGUGGAGAAAGUCCUAAAGCAUUUUCACCUGGCCAUGGACCCCAACAAUGUCCCACUCUUCAAGUCAUCCAUGCUGAAGACGUGGCGCAUACAGAGAGUGCACAUUCUCCGUGGUUGCCUCAGUGACCCUGAACUCUCAGAGGGCAUAAUGUACCGGUAUGGUGGAACUCUUCAGCUAAAUCACAUACCUGGUGAAGGUGCCAAAGUCCCCAUCUGGAUUCCUGUCAGAGGUACGUCACAGCAGGAAGGGUACCACUUUCACCAGGCCCAGUGGAUCACAGGGACUCAUGUCUCCACUGAAUUGUUCCAGGCCCAGGGCAUGACAGGGGUGGCACGGUGGAACCACCAACGGCUGCUGGACCUUAAGCAGCCAGGUGUCAUCCUUCCUGCUGUGUUUGAUCCAGCUCUAAUGGUUGAGUUAAAUUCUACCUCUAAGAGAGUGACUGGGGAGGAGAAGUAUCCUACACUUCAUCUCUCUGACAGAGACACCGGAGAGAGGUUUGGCCUAGAGUACACAGAGCCAGGCUGCCGUCCAGUCCCUCUGGAUUGGGACAAACACCGAACCCAAAAGAGAGGUGAACCAGCUGCUCAUGUGCCUCUGCCUCCUGUGCAGACACCCACUCCUGCCCAAGCCCAAGCCCAACCCCAAGCCCAACCCCAACCUCCAGACACAGCACCUUCCUCCAGCCGGACACAGCUCUCCGACACAGCAUCCCCUGGACCAGCAUCAUCCAUUGGCCAUUUGCACUCUGCUGGUGAACCUCCUGCAGUGAUAGAAAUAUCACAUGCUAAACCUGCUGCAAUCCAUACGGUACAGAUGUUGUCACAACGAAGCAUGGGACUUCCAGUUAAAAGGGAAACCUCAAAUAUUCCACCCCUGCCUUUGCAAUCCUCACCAAGGAGUGCCCGCACUGGACCAAUCAAGACUGGUGGACGAGUGUUCGUCUUGGACCACAAACGCUGGACAUCACCAAUGAAGGAGGCUAUCGACAGCCUCCUAGACAAUUAUCAUGGACAGAAAGACAUGUUGAAGCUCGUGGAUCAAGACUAUGCAGCUAUGGUCCAUCGGUCUGCCACAGAUCCAAACAGUCUGCUUCACCCCACAACCAAAUACCAUAUAGCACAGUACAUGAAACACCUGGCUAAACAGGUGAACACAAGUUCAUCACUGAACACCAGUCCAGAAAAACUUUUGGAGACACAAAAACUGUGGCAAAGUUUAACAGAGGAAAGUGAGACUGUCCAUGUUUCAGUUGUAGAACUGCCACCAGCCAUUGUGAAUCCAGCAGAUCUGGUCUCACAGCCAGCAUCUGAAAAGCCAGUUUCACACAAGAUAAUACACAAAAAAUAA
Messenger RNA from Cyprinus carpio (common carp), 3806 nucleotides. RefSeq lists its product as uncharacterized. The transcript is spliced from 7 exons. The record is from RefSeq and is a predicted model, not a curated record. Lineage: Eukaryota; Metazoa; Chordata; Actinopteri; Cypriniformes; Cyprinidae. The coding region runs from base 702 to 3806 and encodes 1034 amino acids.